CAACGAGGUUUCUUUGGAAAAAAGACUGGUUAGACCAAUCAACCUCCACGUUCAUGUCAAUGGCCGACAAAAAUUAAUUUGCUAAACAUAUUGCAGAGAAAAAUUAGAAUUUCGUCAUUCAUAAGUUAUCACGAAGAAGAAAUAUACAAAAAAGGACAGGAUGGCGACAGUUAAAGACCUUCAGAAAAAAAUAAAAGAGUUGGAAGCAGAGCUGGAGAAAGAAAGAAGGGAAAAACAAAAUGUAUUGCGGCCGAAAAUUUCUCAAAUGAGUUCCGAAGUCGUCGAUUCGAAUCCUUACAGUCGUUUGAUGGCUUUAAAAAGAAUGGGUAUAGUAGAUGACUAUGAGAAAAUCAGAGAGUACUGUGUAGCAGUUGUUGGAGUAGGUGGAGUAGGAAGUGUUACAGCUGAAAUGUUGACUAGAUGUGGAAUCGGCAAGUUGUUAUUAUUUGACUAUGAUAAAGUAGAGCUAGCUAAUAUGAACAGAUUGUUUUACCAACCUCAUCAGUCUGGUAUGAGUAAAGUAGAAGCUGCCGAAAAAACACUCAAAGAAAUCAACCCAGAUGUUGAAUUUGAAGUUUAUAAUUAUAACAUCACCACCAUGGACAACUUUACUCAUUUUAUGGAGAGAAUUAAAACUGGUGGAUUCAAGUCUGGGGAGCCUGUAAACUUGGUGUUGAGCUGUGUGGAUAAUUUUGAAGCUAGAAUGACAGUAAAUACGGCGUGUAAUGAACUAGGACAGAAUUGGAUAGAGUCAGGAGUCAGUGAGAAUGCUGUGUCUGGUCAUAUACAGUUUAUUAUUCCAGGAGAAACAUCUUGUUAUGCUUGUGCUCCACCCCUUGUUGUAUCCACCAAAACAGAUGAAAAAACUCUAAAACGUGAAGGUGUAUGUGCUGCUAGUCUACCUACAACCAUGGCUGUAGUCGCUGGUUUCCUAGUCCAAAAUACUCUCAAAUAUUUAUUAAAGUUUGGUGAUGUAAGUUAUUAUUUAGGAUAUAACGCUUUACAAGAUUUUUUCCCGUCAAUGACCUUACGACCUAACCCCACCUGUGACGACAGACAUUGUGUUAAUCAACAACAUGCAUUCCAGUUGCGGGAAAAAUCAAAACCAAAAGUAGAAAAAGUUGAAGAAAAAGAAGAUGAUGUUAUCCAUGAAGACAAUCCUUUUGAAAUUCAGUUAGUGUCAGAAACUACAGAAGAAGAAUUAAAAAAUUCCGAAGGUUUCGUUCCCGAUUUAGUUCAGGGGUUAAAGGUCGCAUACACGACCCCUGCUCCUUCACAGAACUCUGAUUCUGGCGCCAUGGUGGAUAACACUGAGAAAUCUCUUGAAGAAUUAAUGAAAGAGAUGCAAACAUUAUAACAUAACCCAAACUUCCUGUUUUAUUUGGAAUCAAAAUAUUGUAAAAUCAAGAAUUAUGGGAGGUGAUAAAGACUUCAGCUUAUGCUGGAUAUAGUGCAAAGCUCAUCUAUUUGACACCCCUCAACUUUAUAUUGGACUCUUCCACACAUACAUUCGUUCUAUUAAUAUGAAAGUGUAUAUGUAUGUCUGGAAAAGCUCAUUUGUGAAAUAAGGGGUGUUUUUGUUUCCUGUAUUUCAUGAUGUCUUUCAUGAUGUCUGAAAUUUGUCCAGCACCCUCCUUCUUCAGAUGUAUUGAUUAAGGUUAAUUUCUGGAUACGCUUAAUGGUACGAAUAGGCUGUCUACAGACCCCCACCCACAUCCUGCCUCCGACAGCUUCCAUAGGAAUUAUGGAUAAUGUGUCUUUGGUUUCUACAUCAACC
Molecule: messenger RNA, 1777 nt
Organism: Lottia gigantea (owl limpet)
Lineage: Eukaryota; Metazoa; Mollusca; Gastropoda; Lottiidae
Exons: 12
Coding region: 161-1357 (398 amino acids)
Biological process (GO): protein ufmylation
Cellular component (GO): cytoplasm; cytosol
Molecular function (GO): UFM1 activating enzyme activity
Source: RefSeq, a predicted model, not a curated record